ACCGCUGAAAAUGGUUAAGGUAAGCGUGAUAAUCACUCUUACGUUGGUAACGCUCGUAUGCUUGCUCACGGCGGAGGCAGAGAAUAUAGCAGGGGAGACAAAUAUUGCGUCAGGGGAGAUUUCUGCUGCGUCAGAAGAAACGACCACUGUGUCAGAAGAAACGACCACUGUGUCAGAAGAAACGACCGCUGUGUCAGAGGGAACGACAGAUGCGUCAGAAGAAAGUAACACAGCAUCCGAUGAGAUGACAACUGCGUCAGAAGAUGAGACGCCGUCGCUGGAUCCAUUAAAUCCCCAGACAGGCGAUGCCGACCCAGCAUCGACAGCGGACAACGAAGUUGAGAGAAUUGAACAGGCUGACAAUGGGCGCGAACGCGUCGCUGGGCGGACAGACCAACGGACGGCUCAACGAAGGCGCGAUCGUGUAGGAACUAUAAUCACAAGCGUCAUUGAAGAGUUAAGUAAUAAUGCUGAUGCCCGUAUGACAACCUCUGAAAUAGAGGAUGGUCCAGCUGCGGGCGGCCGCGCUGACGAAGACACCGAUGGCAAUGCUGCCGUGCAAAUACUCGAAUUAAUUGUUGAGAACAGAGAAUUGCUCCAAAGGUUAAAUAGCGAAAAUCGUGAAGUUUUAGGAAACAUAAUCUCAGGCGCCGUUGGAAUCGUAAUAAAUAAUGCUGACGAAGACACCGAUGGCAAUGCUGCUGAGCAACUACUCGAAUUACUUGCUGAUGAAAGAGAAAGAUUCCAAAUUCUAGGUGAAGAAAUGGGCGAACGCGUGAGAACCGUAGCCAUAGGCAUCAUUGAAGGUUUAACAGGUGAUGCUAAUGCUGAUGCUGAUGGUGAUGGUGACGCCCAAUCGGAAAGAACCGGCGACGAUGGUCCAACUACGGGCAAUGAAUUUCUUGUUGAACAAGCGCUCGAAUUUAUUGCUAAUAGAAGAAAGGAAAAUCGACUUUUUAUAGAGCAAAGACGCGAAGGCACCACGAGCGAGACUUCUGACGCUGACGCCACGAGCGAGACUUCUGACGCAGCUACAGGCGGACGUGCUACGGAGCGGAGGGGUGGACGUCGACGAACUGAUGAGGAGAGGCGAGAACGCUUUAAUCAAGUAAGGCGCGAACGUACGGGUGGGCGAAGGAGCGGACAGACCACUGGACAGAAUCGUGGAGGGCUCGUCAAUCUCUUUUUCGGACGCGGGAGAAAUGACGCUGACGAAAACGCUGACGACAACGCUGACGAAAGAGAAGAUAAUUAUAUGCGAUAA
Molecule: messenger RNA, 1264 nt
Organism: Priapulus caudatus
Lineage: Eukaryota; Metazoa; Priapulida; Priapulimorpha; Priapulimorphida; Priapulidae
Exons: 1
Coding region: 11-1264 (417 amino acids)
Source: RefSeq, a predicted model, not a curated record